Molecule: messenger RNA, 543 nt
Organism: Habropoda laboriosa
Lineage: Eukaryota; Metazoa; Arthropoda; Insecta; Hymenoptera; Apidae
Product: protein odr-4 homolog
Exons: 4
Coding region: 61-543 (160 amino acids)
Biological process (GO): intracellular protein localization
Cellular component (GO): endomembrane system
Source: RefSeq, a predicted model, not a curated record
CAAUAACGGUACAUAGGCAGCUGUGGUAAACCUUACGUGUUUACAAGAAUAUCGAAAAUAAUGGGGCGAACCGUAUAUGCCGAGGAGCGUCUUUACAAUUAUUUAACGUCAUUAGCAAAACCAGACGAAUACACGAUAGGACUAAUUUUGGGACAGAGUGUUGGUCAAAAAGAUUUUAUUGUACACUUAGCAAAAACACCACCACCGCUUGGUAAAAAUGUGGUUGAAGAAACAUUGCUGAGUUCUACAACAAAUUCUCAACAAAAUGUUACUGAAAAUCACAUUAAAUCAGUGAAAGAUAUACCUGAGAGUUGGGUUGCAGAUCAUGCAAAACAUGUUACUAGAAUGUUACCUGGUGGAAUGCAUGUUCUUGGUACAUUUAUAGUUGGACCAGAAGAUACUAUAAUUGAUAGAGAGAGAACUUUUCCUAUUGGCUGGCGGCCCGCCAUACUUCGACUCUCGGAACCUCAGCCACGUGGUCCGGCCACCAAGAGAAUGAAAGAAAUGACUUCAACAUCAGGAAACAUCAAGAAAUGCAAUUAG